AUGGUGAGAACACCCUCCAAGAAGAUCCCACUUGUGAUACUAAGCGAUGAUGAAAACUUUUACACUGAAGCUUAUACACCCUCAAAACACAAACCUCCUUCAACCUCUAAGUUGCACAGAAAUGGCAAGUCAAUUGACUCAGUUUCAGGUAAAGCCAAGAGAAGUCUGUCCAUGUGUUCAGAACCUGAUAUUGAGGACUAUGGCGAUUUUCUGAGGAAGAAGAAGAAGAACACCAAAGCAGAUAACAACACUUUACUCCACCGGUUUAGGAGCAAGAAAGGGUUGUUUGUCACCGAUGUCACCCAAACCGAAUGGUGUGAAAGGCAAAUGGAGUUUUCUCUCUUCUCUGAAGAAUGGAAGAACAACGAAGGCAAGCCAAUGUAUUUUGGAGGAGAAAGGAACACUGAAGCUAUGAAAGCUGGUAGAAAUCGACAUGUUCAACUUCAACUAGAGGUUCAGACUACGGUGGAACUGGAGGCGAAGUCAGCUGAGGAUGUCAUGGCAAUGAAACUUGUUAACUUCAUAAAUGGGGUGAAUCAGUUGCUGUUUGAUGGGUUAACACGCGAGCUUCCAAUCCUGAGUUUUGCUUUUGGAGAAGGCAUAUGGAUGGUGGGGAAGAUCGAUGAAGUUCAAAUGCCUAAAGCAAAGAAAGAUCAUAAUCCGAUACUAAUUGAGUUAAAGACUCGUUCCCAAGACACGGUUCCUUCAGAAGCACAGAAAAGAAACGGAAGGAUUCAGCUAAUGUGUUACAAGUAUUUGUGGGACAGUUUAGUUGCACAUGCUCAUCAUGAUUUCCCACGCAAACAGUUGUAUGAUUAUUUUGAAUUGAAUCNUAUAAGCUUCCCUUACCUCUAA
Vigna umbellata (rice bean) is the source of this 855-nucleotide messenger RNA. NCBI's taxonomy places the organism in Eukaryota, Viridiplantae, Streptophyta, Magnoliopsida, Fabales, Fabaceae. The record is from RefSeq and is a predicted model, not a curated record.